AUCUAUCAUCUUCUUCGAUAAAACCCACUUAGCAGCACUUCGAUACAAUCCUAGGGUUUUAUCUUCAUUUCUGAGCCUAGUUAGAAAAUUUCAUCUCUAAUUUCGAUUCAGGAAUCCAUCCAUGGCUUCGCUUCAGUUGACUUGCUCUUCUAUUUCAACUAAAGGGUUGCCAUCGUUUCAAGGGCUUCGUCAAUCAAGUGUUUCUCUUUCUGUAGUCGCCCCAUCCCGCGUAGGUUUUGACCAAAGGACAUUACGAAGAGGGCUCGUUGUGAGAGCAGCAACUGUCGUUGCACCGAAGUACACUUCCAUCAAACCAUUGGGUGAUAGAGUGCUAGUGAAGAUCAAGACAGUAGAGGAGAAGACAGUUGGUGGUAUACUGCUUCCUUCAACAGCUCAGACAAAACCUCAAGGAGGUGAAGUUGUAGCUAUUGGAGAGGGUAAGACGAUUGGCAAGACCAAGGUGGACAUCAGUGUGAAGACUGGUGCCCAGAUAGUGUACUCGAAGUACGCAGGGACAGAAUUGGAAUUCAAUGGAUCAAACCAUAUGCUUUUGAAGGAGGAUGACAUUGUUGGUAUCCUUGAGACAGAAGACAUCAAAGAUAUGAAGCCUCUGAAUGACCGUGUUCUAAUUAAGGUUGCUGAAGCCGAGGAGAAGACUGCUGGAGGAUUGUUGCUGACAGAGGCUGCCAAGGAGAAACCUUCCAUUGGCAAGGUGGUUGCAGUGGGACCUGGUCCCCUGGAUGAGGAAGGCAAUCCAAAGCCAUUAACGGUGUCAUCUGGAAACACGGUGUUGUACUCUAAAUAUGCAGGGAAUGACUUCAAGAGCGCAGAUGGUUGUGACUACAUUGCUCUGAGGGCAACUGAUGUGAUGGCUGUGCUCUCCUCAUAGAAGACUUUUAAUUAUAAUUCUAAUGUGGGCAGUCAUUAUUUGCAUGGAUUUUGUGGCAAGAGUUCUUAGGAGAGGCAGGCG
Molecule: messenger RNA, 970 nt
Organism: Telopea speciosissima
Lineage: Eukaryota; Viridiplantae; Streptophyta; Magnoliopsida; Proteales; Proteaceae
Product: 20 kDa chaperonin, chloroplastic-like
Exons: 7
Coding region: 122-889 (255 amino acids)
Biological process (GO): positive regulation of superoxide dismutase activity
Cellular component (GO): mitochondrial matrix; chloroplast
Molecular function (GO): protein-folding chaperone binding; ATP binding; transition metal ion binding
Source: RefSeq, a predicted model, not a curated record